UGACAGGAAAUGUUAAAAAUUUAUUAUUUAUUACAAUUAUUGCUGACCUUAUUUUCUAUAGAAUAUUUGGUUGAAUUGAAAAUUUCAAGUGUCCAUCUAUACAGUAUAAAAAUUAAUCAACGGUGUAUUCAAUUGUGUUCUAUUUUCUAAAUGUUUUAUCAAUAGCAGUGUUGAACUCUUGACCUACUUAUGAACGUCUUUGUAUAUAUAAUAUUUGUGCACAUAAUUUCUGGAUGCGUAUUGUGUAUAUCAAAGGAUUUAAUUUUUAUUAUUAAUAUCUUUUAAAAUGAAGCAGUUUGUAUGUAUUAAGCUAAAUGUUGAAAGCUGACAAUGGACAAACAUUCAGGAAAGAAUUCAAGAAUUACUAUUUAAAAUACUGCCUCUGGAUGACUGGGUUUAUAUAUUUUUUCAGCCCGAAUACAGUCGAGUUAGGAAGUUCUCUAAUAAAGACACCCCAAAAUUAAAUUUUGGUGGCAACUUCACUCAUUGCCAUCGUCACUUUGAUAUAUCAACAACAGAUCAAAGGAGUUCAUUACGCCAGGACAUUUUAAACUCUGUUAUAAAAAGAACUCAGUCUAUAAUGCUGGAGAGGGACAAUAUGGACAACCCUUUGUAUGAAGAUCCUAAGGAUGUUAUUGUGGAAAAACCACCAAAACCUCCUCGUAAGAGAAACAUGCAAGGAAUAAUGACGUCGCCUCGUAAAGAUGGCAAGUCACUUAGAGAACAGAAGAGAAAGUUAACGAAAAAGUAUGAGAGCCUUAUAAGUGCAUUGAUGGAUAGAUGUGAAGAGAGUGUGGUUGUGAUUACACAGAAGGAAUCACAGAUAACAAAACUCAGAGAGAAAUUAAAAACUGUAUUAGAAUACAACAGUUUGUUUGCAAAUGAGAAUGACAGACUCAAAACUGAACAUACAACACUAGUGAGUUACAUAGAAGAAUGCAAAGAAGUUAUAAAAGAAGAAAGGAAGAAGAAUGUUGAAAAUGAGAAGAAACUUAACAAUCUCAAUGACAGAGUCAAACAUUACGAAAUUCCUGAUAAAGAACCUUCCACCGUACCGCUAGUGGAGGUCUGUAUGAGUUGCAGCAGUCGCCAGAUAGUACUGAACCAGGCUCGCGAACAAAACACACGUCUCCAGAGGGACAUGCAAGCUAUGAAAGAUGUCUUAUACAGGCUGAAUGUCCAACUCUCGAGAUAUCAAGAACGGCUUCGUAACAUGAACUCUUUAGACAACAAGGACGUUUUUAAACCGAGUGAUAAGUAUAAUUUGGAUUCGCUGUUAACAGCCAAUCUGUGUCAGCGGCAAGAGGCAGAAGAAUCAAAGAGUGCAGCAGAAGAUCACACAGAACGACUAGUAGAUUUGUCUGGCCUUCUUAGUGCACAGGCUUUGGCUCCAUUAUUCGACGCUUACCAAGAAAACCUCCAGGAAAAAGAUAAUCUAAUAUUGGACUAUGAAAAGCAAUUUGAAAAUAUGAACAAGAAAUCUAAACAAAUCGUCGAAGAAAACAAAGCGUUCGCAGACAAAGUUAAUGCGCUCGAGGAGGAGUUGGUUAGAGUGAGACAGAGCUAUAAGAAACUGAUAGUUGAGAAAGAGACGGGUGAUAUUGAAAGAGCAACGAUGUUAGAGCGAGCGGAGAAGGCUGAGUCCAAAUUAAAAGAAGUUUACGAAUUGUAUGAGGAUAAGAUGUCGGCUCUGAUGCGGGACUAUGAGACGGUUCAUCGCGAGUACUACGCUAUGAAAUGUGCUCUGAAGUCCUCGCAGAGAGAAACCUGUCGCACCGUCCCCGCAGACCUUCACGAACGACGAUUGGAUGACUGCAAACGUUUACUCGAAGAAUUAAAACACCAAUACGCUAUAGAUUCAGAACGCAAAAACGAACAAAUCAAGAAGUUGGAAGACGACUACCGACAAACCAAUGAGAAGUAUCAGAAAGUUUGCGAAGAGAACGAAACUAUCAAAGAGGAAUUACGCUCUGCUCUUAAAAAUGUCAGAUUGUAUAGAAAAGCAGCUGUAGUUUUCCGUCAUAGAGCACGAUCCGCAGCCGCUAGAGCAAACAGAGUGCGGCGCAAACAAAAGCAGUCUAGCAACGAACCGCUGAAGAGAGCGCUCGAAGCGCUGGAGAAGAUAAAACUCGAGAUAAAGGCUGUAAAAACUCGCGCUCAUUCCUCACUAUCGGAGUUGGAGCGACGUAUCCUUCAUCAGGAACGCGAGGCUAUCGAAGCCCAGACUCAGUACAGACGGGAACUGGAGCGAGCUGAACUGGCCUUAAGACAUAAGGAAGGAGUUAUACGGAACCUAGUCGACAAGGUUGCAGAUGUCGAGGAAGUCAGAUUGAGUCAAGCAAAUGCUUAUCGUCUCCAGGGUAUAGUUUCCGACACAUCGGAUAACUCUCUCUCGCCCAAACAAGAGGAAAAGAGAGAGAAGGAAGAUAAAAAGUCAAAUGUUAAAGGUUCUUACAGAGAAAACGAUAAAAGAAAUAAAUAAUAGUCCUCUUCCAGCACAUACUCGUAGAGUUAGUUUAAGACAUACCUACAUAUAGUAGACUAGUGACCUUGAAGCAUCCAAACUUUGUAAAAGGGAUUUACUCGGUCCAAUGUGGCGCUGAUUCUGAUGACGUAUUUAGUUGGAAAAAUCGGCAAAACCAAAGUUACGAAAUAAAAAUAUACUGGAGUGUUGUUUGUGUAUUAUUUGAAUAUAUUUUUUCCGGACAUUGAUUGUUAUCAUAUUUAUUGCAAGGAAGUUAUCAAUAAAAUGUAUUAAAUCAUAA
Molecule: messenger RNA, 2765 nt
Organism: Danaus plexippus (monarch butterfly)
Lineage: Eukaryota; Metazoa; Arthropoda; Insecta; Lepidoptera; Nymphalidae
Gene: Cep89
Product: protein Cep89 homolog
Exons: 13
Coding region: 581-2482 (633 amino acids)
Biological process (GO): cilium assembly; chemical synaptic transmission; mitochondrion organization
Cellular component (GO): centriole; ciliary transition fiber
Source: RefSeq, a predicted model, not a curated record